AUGCGAACAAAUAAAAAUGAAAGCCAAAUAAAUAAGUUUUUAUCCUUAAAUAACAAAGUUUUUAAAAAAAAAAGAGAUUAUAUUUAGAAUCGCUUAAGUUUUUUAUCAUCCAAUUCUAAAUACAUAUAAAACAGUGCCCUCUGUUUGUUAAUCUAAUACAGCAAAAAUCUAAAUAUUAUGGCUAACAUUCUUUAUUUGAAAAAAUAUCAAGUAUUAUUAAGAUCAUUUAAAUCAUAAUGGUUUUAAUCUUACUAAAACUUUCAAAAGACCUUCUAAAAAGAUCCUUUACUUUUAAGAUUAUUUGAAGCUUACAAUAUUACAAUCACUCUUAAGUUUUUUACGCAUCAAGCACAAGUUUCCUCGCUCUCUUAGUUAAGAAAAAAUAAAUGA
This is a messenger RNA of Tetrahymena thermophila SB210, 390 nucleotides long. RefSeq lists its product as hypothetical. The transcript has 2 exons. Lineage: Eukaryota; Ciliophora; Oligohymenophorea; Hymenostomatida; Tetrahymenidae. The record is from RefSeq and is a predicted model, not a curated record.